AUGGAGAGAGAAGUGGUUACAGCUGCUACACCAGGGACCAGAUUGCAAGAUAAUUCUGGAACGGAAAUAAGCUUACUCAUUUUGGUGGGAUUUAUAGGAGAGUUUCAAGUUUUUACAAGUGCCUCCUUUCCAGUCAAUUGCCAGUGGGAUUCCUAUGGCCCUUGGUCGGAAUGCAGUGGCUGUACCAAGACUCAGACACGCAGACGAUCAAUUGCUGUUUAUGGGCAGUAUGGGGGCCAACCUUGUGUUGGAAGUCCUUUUGAAACACAAUCGUGUGAACCUACACGAGGGUGUCCGACAGAAGAGGGCUGUGGAGAACGUUUCAGGUGUUUUUCAGGUCAGUGCAUCAGCAAAUCAUUGGUUUGCAAUGGGGAUUCCGACUGUGAAGAAGAUGGUGCUGAUGAAGACAGAUGUGAGGAGGCAGAGAGCAGACCUUCCUGUGACAUUGAUAAACCUCCUCCCAACAUAGAACUUACUGGCAACGGUUACAAUGCACUCACUGACCAGUUUACGAACAAAGUUAUCAACACCAAAAGUUUUGGUGGUCAAUGCAGAAAAGUGUUCAGUGGAGAUGGAAAAGAUUUCUACAGACUGAGUGGAAAUAUCCUCUCCUAUACAUUCCAGGUGAAAGUAAAUAAUGAUUUUAAUUAUGAAUUUUACAACAGUAGCUGGUCCUAUGUAAAACACACAUCGUCAGAACACACAUCAUCUAGUAGGAGCAAGUCCUUCUUUAGAUCUUCAUCAUCUUCUUCACACAGUUAUACGUCAAAUAUCAAUGAAAGCUAUAGGAAAAAGAGUUACAAAUUGUUGGUUGUUCAGAAUGCGGUUGAAGUGGCUCAAUUCAUUAACAACAAUCCAGAAUUUUUACAACUUGCUGAACCAUUCUGGAAGGAACUCCUCCAUCUUCCUUCUCUAUAUGACUACAGUGCCUACCGAAGAUUAAUCGACCAGUAUGGAACACAUUAUCUGCAGUCUGGUUCCUUAGGAGGAGAAUACAGAGUUCUAUUUUAUGUGGACUCAGGAAAAAUCAAACAAAGUGAUUUUGGUUCGGUAGAGGAGAAGCAAUGUACUGCUUCAGAUUUCCAUUUUCUCUUCACAUCAUCAGAGCACAAAUGCAAGGAACUGGAAGAUGCUUUAAAGUCUGACUCAGGAACCCAGAGCAAUGUGAUACGAGGAGACCCAUGGGUCAGAGGAGGGGGAUCGGGCUUCAUAGCUGGGCUUAGUUUCCUAGAGCUGGACAAUCCUGCUGGAAACAAAAGGCGAUAUUCUGCUUGGGCAGACUCUGUGACUAAUCUUCCUCAAGUCAUAAAACAAAAGCUGACACCUUUAUAUGAGCUGGUAAAGGAAGUACCUUGUGCCUCUGUGAAAAGAUUGUACCUGAAACGGGCUCUUGAGGAGUAUCUGGAUGAAUUUGACCCCUGCCAUUGCCGGCCUUGCCAAAACGGUGGCGUGGCCACUGUUGGGAGGACUCAGUGUCAGUGCCAUUGCAAACCGUACACAUUUGGUGUUGCAUGUGAGCAAGGAGUCCUUGUAGGGAACCAAGCAGGAGGGUUUGAUGGAAGUUGGAGUUGCUGGUCCUCUUGGGGUCCUUGUGUUCAGGGGAAGAAAACAAGGAGCCGAGAGUGUAAUAACCCACCUCCCAGUGGGGGAGGAAAGGCCUGCGUUGGAGAAAAAAUGGAAAGCAGGCAAUGUGAUGAUGAGGAGCUGGAGCAUUUGCGAUUACUUGAACCACAUUGCUUUCCAUUGUCUUUGACUCCAAAAGAAUUUUGUUCAUCACCUCCUGCCUUGAAAGAUGGAUUUUUUCAAAAUGAAGGUGCCAUGUUUCCUGUUGGGAAAAACAUAGUAUACACUUGCAACGAAGGAUACUUUCUUAUUGGAGACCCUGUUGCCAGAUGUGGAGAAGAUUUACAGUGGCUUGUUGGAGAAAUGCAUUGUGAGAAACUUGCCUGUGUUCUACCUGCACUGAUGAAUGGCAUACAGAGUCAUCCCCAGAAACCUUUCUACAAGGUUGGUGAGAAGGUGACUCUUUCCUGUUCAGGUGGCAUGUCCUUGGAAGGUCCUUCAGCAUUUCUCUGUGGCUCCAGCCUUAAGUGGAGUCCUGAUAUGAGGAAUACUCAGUGUGUACAAAGAGAUACUCCUUUAACACAGGCAGUGCCUGAAUGCCAGCCCUGGGAGAAACUGCAGAAUUCAAGGUGCAUUUGUAAAAUGCCCUACGAAUGUGGAUCUUCCUUGGGUGUCUGUGCUCGAGAUGAGAGAAGCAAAAGGAUAUUGCCUCUGACAGUGUGCAAGAUGCAUGUUCUCCACUGUCAGGGUAGGAAUUACACUCUCACUGGUAAGGGAAGCUGUACUCUGCCUGCCUCAGCCAAGAAAGCUUGUGGUGCAUGUCCACUAUGGGGAAAAUGUGAUGCCCAGAGUAACAAAUGUGUCUGCCGUGAAGCAUCUGAGUGUCAGGAAGAGGGGUUUAGCAUCUGUGUGGAAGUGAAUGGUGAGGAGCAAACGAUGUCAGAGUGUGAGGCGGGCAUCUUGAGAUGCAGUGGGCAGAGCAUCUCCAUCACCAGCAUAAAGCCCUGUGCUGCAGAAACCCAAUAG
Messenger RNA from Castor canadensis (American beaver), 2589 nucleotides. Lineage: Eukaryota; Metazoa; Chordata; Mammalia; Rodentia; Castoridae. The record is from RefSeq and is a predicted model, not a curated record.